CAAGACGUGUUGAGCUGUUUCCCAGUCCUUCGUCGCUUUCCCUCCGCUCAGGCCUCAGCAGCAUCAGCUCCCCACCCCACCCCACGCCUCCCCUCCUCUUCCUUCAUAAGCUCACUCUCAAACGGAGGUGGAGCGGAGCUAGCUUCUGCAGGGUACCACUAGUACCAGUAACCUCUGGGGAUUUUCCUGUGAGAAGAGGGAUUGGCAUUGGACUGGACUGGAGCUUGGGGGGGAGCCAAAAGCAAAAAGAAGCCCAGGAUUAGCGUGUGGCGGAUUGCGUGGCUAUUUCGGGAGGCGAGAGAACGAGAGGCGUGGGGCCUAGGCCGGGGGAGGCGGCGGCUCCUUGGACCGGCCAUUGAUGGCGCCGUGGAGCGGCUUCUGGGGCGGCAAGCCCGGCGGCGACGCCUACCGGGGCACGCCGGUGGUGGUCAAGAUGGAGAACCCCAACUGGUCCAUCUCCGAGAUCUCCUCGCCGGAGGACGACGACGAGGACAUCUUGGCCGCCGCCGCCGCCGCCGGCCGCCGCAACAAGGGGGGCCGCACCAAGAACGCCAAGCAGAUCAGGUGGGUGCUGCUCCUCAAGGCGCACCGCGCCGCCGGGUGCCUCGCCUCGCUGGCCUCCGCCGCCGUCGCGCUCGGCGGCGCGGCCAGGCGCAGGGUGGCCGCGGGGAGGACCGACGCCGAGGCCGGCGUCGUGGCCGCCGCCGGCGAGAGCCCCGUGGUGCGCUCCAGGUUCUACGCCUUCAUCAAGGCCUUCCUCGUCGUCUCCCUGCUGCUCCUGGCCGUCGAGGUCGCCGCGUACUUCAACGGCUGGGACCUCGCCGCCUCCGCGCUCGCACUCCCCGCCAUCGGCCUCGAGUCGCUGUACGCCUCCUGGCUGCGCUUCCGCGCCACCUACGUUGCGCCGGGGAUACAGUUCCUCACCGACGCCUGCGUCGUGCUCUUCCUCAUCCAGAGCGCCGACCGACUCAUCCAGUGCCUCGGCUGCUUCUACAUUCACAUCAAGCGCAUCAAGCCCAAGCCCAGGUCGCUUGCAUUGCCUGAUGCGGAGGACCCGGAUGCCGGGUACUACCCCAUGGUACUUGUGCAGAUACCAAUGUGCAACGAGAAGGAGGUGUAUCAACAAUCAAUCGCGGCCGUGUGCAACCUUGACUGGCCCAAAUCCAACUUCUUGGUCCAGGUGUUGGAUGACUCGGACGACCCACUCACACAGACUCUGAUCAGAGAAGAGGUGGCCAAAUGGCAACAGCAGGGUGCCCGGAUUGUGUACAGGCACCGUGUGCUGAGGGAUGGUUACAAGGCUGGAAACCUCAAGUCGGCCAUGAGCUGCAGCUAUGUGAAGGAGUACGAGUUUGUUGCCAUCUUUGACGCAGACUUCCAACCUCAUCCCGACUUUCUGAAGCGCACUGUGCCACAUUUCAAGGACAAUGAUGAGCUUGGGCUAGUGCAAGCAAGAUGGUCCUUUGUCAAUAAGGAUGAGAACCUGCUGACUCGGUUGCAAUAUAUUAACCUUUGCUUCCACUUUGAGGUGGAACAGCAGGUGAAUGGAGUGUUCUUAAACUUCUUUGGGUUCAAUGGCACUGCUGGGGUGUGGAGGAUCAAGGCAUUGGAGGACUCAGGUGGAUGGUUGGAACGGACAACCGUGGAGGAUAUGGACAUUGCUGUUAGGGCACAUCUCCAUGGCUGGAAGUUUAUAUUCCUGAAUGACGUUGAGUGCCAGUGCGAAUUGCCCGAGUCUUAUGAGGCUUACAGGAAGCAGCAGCAUCGGUGGCAUUCGGGUCCAAUGCAGCUAUUCAGGCUUUGUUUACCGGACAUCAUCAAAUGCAAGAUUGCAUUUUGGAAGAAGGCGAACCUGAUAUUCCUUUUCUUCCUGCUCCGGAAGCUCAUACUGCCUUUCUACUCCUUCACGCUGUUCUGCAUCAUCCUCCCGAUGACGAUGUUCGUGCCGGAGGCCGAGCUCCCCGACUGGGUGGUGUGCUACGUCCCGGCCCUGAUGUCCCUGCUGAACAUCCUGCCGUCCCCCAAGUCGUUCCCCUUCAUCAUCCCGUACCUGCUCUUCGAGAACACCAUGUCCGUGACCAAGUUCAACGCGAUGAUCUCCGGGCUGUUCCAGCUGGGGAGCGCGUACGAGUGGGUGGUGACCAAGAAGUCGGGCCGCUCGUCGGAGGGCGACCUCAUCGCGCUGGCCCCGCCCAAGGAGCCUGUGAAGCACGCGACGAGGACGGGCUCCGCGCCGAACCUCGACGCCGUCGCCAAGGAGGAGCAACAGCAGCAGCAGCUGGCGGCGUCGAGGAAGGACGCCGCCGCGAAGAAGAAGGAGAAGCACAACCGGAUAUACAAGAAGGAGCUGGCGCUGUCGAUGCUGCUCCUGACCGCGGCCGCCCGGAGCCUGCUGUCGAAGCAGGGCAUACACUUCUACUUCCUCCUGUUCCAGGGCGUGUCCUUCUUGCUAGUAGGCCUUGACCUCAUAGGCGAGCAGGUCGAGUGAAAUGUGUAAAACAGGAAAUUGAUAGGUGUGGGGAAAAAAAAACGGUGAGUCACCAUGGAUGGAAGUGCUGGGAGAGGAGGGGGAUGUGUUAUUUCUGGCUGGCUGCCAUGGCACGGCGGCAUGGCAUGGCAUGGCAGCAGCUCUUGGGCGCUUCUUGGCUGAGAUUCGGAACAUGCGUUGUGCGGUUGAGCCUUCCCGGAUCUGUCCUGGCUGCACGGCAUGGUAUCCCACACGUGAGAGAGCAACCUCCUCCGCCUGUACGGAGGUGUAGAUACAGUUUUCUCUUGUUUUUUCAUGUGUGUGGGCCUGUUCGCCUGUACGAAUGGUGAAGGUAAACAGAGAGUCGCCGCUGGAUUAGGGAGA
Zea mays is the source of this 2851-nucleotide messenger RNA. RefSeq names its product probable xyloglucan glycosyltransferase 9. Bases 359 to 2488 code for a protein of 709 amino acids. NCBI's taxonomy places the organism in Eukaryota, Viridiplantae, Streptophyta, Magnoliopsida, Poales, Poaceae. Gene Ontology annotation, cellular component: Golgi apparatus. The record is from RefSeq and is marked provisional. Gene Ontology annotation, molecular function: glycosyltransferase activity. The transcript is spliced from 5 exons.